AUGAAAAAAUGGAAUUAAGAUAGCUUAGGUGAUAUUAACUUUGAUGAAGAUUAACUUGAGAGUUUGGCUUAUUAAGUACCCAAAAACUUUUUGAAUAUUGAUUCAUACUCUUACCCUGAUUAUUAAAUUAACCCUGAUUAUUAAAAUAACUAUUAUGAAGCCGAAGAAGAUUCAAAUAUUGAGGAUCAAAAUCCCAGCACUUAAAUAAUUUAAGAUAAUUCUAAGAAAUAUAUUGUACCUAAAAUUGUAAAAUUAAUCCAAAAAGAUAAAAAAUAACCCAAGAAGCCUAUUCAAAUAAAUCAAGAGAUAAAACAAGACAAACAAAACAAUCAAAUAUGUAUGUUUCCUGGAGAGAGUAAAAACAUUCCUAAAAAUUUUACAAGAGCCCUAAAACAUUUUAUUAGUAUAUAUUUAUAAAAAAUUUAGGUAUCCAUUUUUCAUAAACGAUUAUAAAUCAGAAUCCUGAAAUAAAGAAGUUCUUAGCUACUAAACCUGAGAAAGCGUGUAAAUAAACAUUAGAAAGUUCAUUGAAAAGUUGUGUCAAGUUAAAAUAAAUAGCAUAAAUGUUUUUUGGACAAUAUUUGUGGGGAAGUAUUUUUUUAGAAGAAAACAAAGUUGAAGUGGAACCAUACUUUAGAUUUAAUAAAGUUUGGUUUUAAUCAAAAAAGUAAUGA
Molecule: messenger RNA, 674 nt
Organism: Paramecium sonneborni
Lineage: Eukaryota; Ciliophora; Oligohymenophorea; Peniculida; Parameciidae
Source: the annotation of a GenBank genome assembly